Molecule: messenger RNA, 1003 nt
Organism: Malus domestica (apple)
Lineage: Eukaryota; Viridiplantae; Streptophyta; Magnoliopsida; Rosales; Rosaceae
Cellular component (GO): cytoplasm; nucleus
Source: RefSeq, a predicted model, not a curated record
ACGCAGCCUCUUGUCGCCAUAAACAGAGAGAGAGGAAAAGCAGUAGCUGGACCACCUCAGAUUCAUCACACAAAUUAAAUUCACACCAUUAUUCUCCCCCAUUUCUCCCUUCUCCCGAAAACUCAGCUCAAAUCUCUCUCUCUCUCUCUCUCUCUCUCUCUCUCUCUCUCGCCGAGGCAUCGACAACACCAGCAUGAUGUGGGACGAGUGGGACGACACCAUUUUCUCCGACGCCGACCAACAACAACAACAACAAUCCGACCAGGAUUCUCACCUCAAUUUCGAUUUCUUCUCCGACCUCUCCAAACCCAAGGACUACUACAAGAUAUUGGAAGUGGAUUAUGAUGCCAAUGAUGACGCCAUUCGCUCUAACUACAUCCGCCUCGCAUUGAAAUGGCAUCCGGAUAAGCACAAGGACCAGGACAGUGCCACCUCCAGGUUCCAAGAGAUAAACGAAGCUUACCAAGUUUUGAGUGAUCCAGCGAAGAGAAUAGAAUAUGACAAAAAAGGGAUGCUUUACGUCUACGACUAUAAUAUAAGUGAGUACCUAAACCGCUACAAAGGUCUUAUAUUGACGUGCAAUGGCCUCGGGAUAAGGACUUCAAUUUGGUAAUACAAAACAACCUGCACAGGAACCCUUUUCGUUAUAGCCGGGAAAAGCUUUACAACGUGCAUGGCGCAUAUUUGCCCGACACUGCAAGCGGCAUAUUUGGGGAAAACAAGGACCUGUGGCUUUGGUUGUAUUUUGAGGUUACUACUAUCAUGUGCUCGUGUAUAAAAUAGAGAAACAACAUGUUACCUCAUUCUUGUAGGGUUGUGUUUGUAUAAUCUUCUUGUUGCCCUCAAUGCUUAUCCACUAAUUAUGGAAUUGUUCGGUGGUCGAACCCGAGACGAACCUUUUUUUGUUUGUUUUGGGUACUGAAAAACGUACGUUGGUGACAUUUGAGAGCACAUGGAACUUAUGGUCUUGCUUUUUAAUCUGUUGUUCCCAUUUCAUUGGAAA